AUGAAUAUUAUGAUCAUAAAACACGACGUUCCAGAGACAUUUAGGGGCACUAUAUCUGAAGAAAUAAAAAGUGUUAAAGAUUUUCUUGAUGAAAUUGAAAAGCAUUUUGCUAAAAACGAUAAGACGAAAACAAGCACACUCCUUCAAAGCUUGAUUUCUAUAAAAUCACCGGCGCCGUUGAUUCUCAUAACCGGAAUUCCCCAUUUUCAGAAAAUGGCUUUAGGUGGAGGAGGUCCCCAAAGAGGAAGUGCAGCUGCUACUGCAAGCAUGAGGAGAAGGAAAACAGCAGGUGGUGGAGCCUCUGGAGGAGCAGCUGGAACUAUGCUUCAAUUUUACACCGAUGAUGCUCCUGGACUCAGAAUCUCUCCUAGAUCAGUAAAAAUAUCCUCCCCACACGUGGACCAAAACUUUUGA
Molecule: messenger RNA, 414 nt
Organism: Vicia faba (fava bean)
Lineage: Eukaryota; Viridiplantae; Streptophyta; Magnoliopsida; Fabales; Fabaceae
Source: the annotation of a GenBank genome assembly